Sorex araneus (European shrew) is the source of this 911-nucleotide messenger RNA. Its product is annotated as proteasome subunit alpha type-3. The record is from RefSeq and is a predicted model, not a curated record. Gene Ontology annotation, biological process: ubiquitin-dependent protein catabolic process. NCBI's taxonomy places the organism in Eukaryota, Metazoa, Chordata, Mammalia, Eulipotyphla, Soricidae. The coding region runs from base 31 to 798 and encodes 255 amino acids. The transcript has a single exon. Gene Ontology annotation, cellular component: proteasome core complex; synapse; proteasome core complex, alpha-subunit complex.
GCUCUCCCGGGUCUCGGUGGGUUUGGCACGAUGAGUUCCAUCGGCACCGGGUAUGACUUGUCAGCUUCUACAUUCUCCCCUGAUGGAAGAGUUUUUCAAGUUGAAUAUGCCAUGAAAGCUGUAGAAAAUAGUAGUACAGCUAUUGGAAUCAGAUGUAAAGAUGGAGUUGUUUUUGGGGUUGAAAAAUUAGUCCUUUCUAAACUUUAUGAAGAAGGUUCUAAUAAACGACUUUUUAAUGUUGAUCGACAUGUUGGAAUGGCAGUAGCAGGUUUGUUGGCAGAUGCGCGUUCUUUAGCAGACAUUGCGAGAGAAGAAGCCUCCAACUUUAGAUCUAACUUUGGCUAUAACAUUCCACUAAAACAUCUUGCAGAUAGAGUCGCCAUGUAUGUACAUGCAUAUACACUCUAUAGUGCUGUUCGACCAUUUGGCUGCAGUUUCAUGCUCGGUUCUUAUAGUGUGAAUGACGGUGCACAACUUUAUAUGAUUGACCCAUCAGGUGUUUCAUAUGGUUAUUGGGGCUGUGCCAUUGGCAAAGCCAGGCAAGCUGCAAAGACUGAAAUAGAAAAGCUCCAGAUGAAAGAAAUGACCUGUCGGGAUGUUGUUAAAGAAGUUGCAAAAAUAAUUUAUAUAGUACAUGAUGAAGUUAAGGAUAAAGCUUUUGAAUUAGAACUCAGCUGGGUUGGUGAAUUAACUAAAGGAAGACAUGAGAUUGUCCCUAAAGAUAUAAGGGAAGAAGCAGAAAAAUAUGCUAAGGAAUCUUUGAAAGAAGAAGAUGAAUCAGAUGAUGAUAAUAUGUAACACUUCAAGGCCUUUUAAAUUUCUAGCAACAAACUGAUGUAAUUAUAUUUAGCCCUGUGGAUUAUUACCUCCCCAUUAUCCAAUUUUCAUUAAAUUUUUGUCUUGUAAAAAAA